GGGAAAAAUUCGAAUUGUAAUAAAAAUUGAGCAAAAAUGAGUAAGAAAAGUGAAGAUAUUCAUGAAAAGGAACCGGGUCCAAAGCCCGAUAUAUAUCAAGAGUUGAACGAGAUUUUUAAUGCACCCUUGGGGCGUGAGGAUGGUGAGCUGGAUACGGAUGGGAUAUCUGAAAUUGUGAAUAUCGCUGAAAUUGGACAACCCGAUUUGGACAACCUGGUAAUUGAGCAUCGGGUUGUCCAAACUACCUUUGACGGAGUGGACUAUACGGAGAGUGGGGCCCUGAUGCUUGAAGCGAUUUUACCGACUAUGGAGGCAAUACCGAUUAAUAGUGCAGAUGACCUAUCAGUCGACGAUUUGUUGGCGCAGCAGGCAUGUGCAAAAAUUUGA
Molecule: messenger RNA, 387 nt
Organism: Drosophila ananassae
Lineage: Eukaryota; Metazoa; Arthropoda; Insecta; Diptera; Drosophilidae
Exons: 2
Coding region: 37-387 (116 amino acids)
Source: RefSeq, a predicted model, not a curated record